CUCUCCCUCCUCUCCCUUCCCUCUCCCUUCCCUCUCCCUUCCCUCUCCCUUCUCUCCCUUCCCUCCCUUCCCUCUCCCUUCCCUCUCCCUUCCCUCUCCCUUCCC
This is a messenger RNA of Dendronephthya gigantea, 105 nucleotides long. RefSeq lists its product as uncharacterized. The annotation marks the transcript as partial. The transcript has 2 exons. The record is from RefSeq and is a predicted model, not a curated record. NCBI's taxonomy places the organism in Eukaryota, Metazoa, Cnidaria, Anthozoa, Malacalcyonacea, Nephtheidae.